Molecule: messenger RNA, 2046 nt
Organism: Varanus komodoensis (Komodo dragon)
Lineage: Eukaryota; Metazoa; Chordata; Lepidosauria; Squamata; Varanidae
Gene: BLCAP
Product: BLCAP apoptosis inducing factor
Exons: 3
Coding region: 399-662 (87 amino acids)
Source: RefSeq, a predicted model, not a curated record
AGGUAGCGCCGGCAGAGCCUGAAAAAGCAGGCAACACCGUGGACAGCCCGCCUUGCAUCCUGAGUGCGCAGUUGAAGGGUCCUACGGAGAGCGAAAGACGCAGCGGGCGGGCGAGCACGGCUGGGAGGCGAGACUGCGCGAUGGCGAGGAGCGCAGAGUAGUACAUAGAAUUUCAACGGAGUGAUCUCUGCAGGAUUCUCCCACUUCUGCUUAACAACCUGGGGUAAAAAAGAGCUUUUCCCCAAUCCCUCUUUACUUUAAAUAUCUGCUGAUAUAUUUCUACACGGUUUUAUGAAGCGGCUGAUCUGAUUUCUGAAGAGUUGAGUGUGCAGAGGAGAAGCUUCACACUGCCACUUUGGAUUGCUGCCAUCACUGUGCCUCCUUGAUCACUUGACAUCAUGUACUGCCUCCAGUGGUUACUGCCUGUUCUCCUCAUCCCAAAACCCCUCAACCCAGCUUUGUGGUUCAGUCACUCAAUGUUCAUGGGCUUCUACCUUCUGAGUUUUCUGUUGGAGCGGAAACCUUGCACAAUAUGUGCCUUGGUCUUCUUGGCGGCUCUGUUUCUCAUCUGCUACAGCUGCUGGGGGAAUUGUUUCUUGUAUCACUGCUCUGGCUCCCAACUGCCUGACUCUGCUCAUGAUCCCAACAUAGUUGGCACCUAAGAUUUUCCACUUCGUUGCAAGCUCUCUUUCUUUUAAAGGGACAGUUUUAUGGGAAGGAGGGAUUAUAAGGCAUGUGAUUGGAGUACAAGCAACCUGUUUGUAUGUCUGGAUUAAAGUGUUUCACUCAUGAUCACUGGCACUUCCAAAUCUGCUUGUAAAAUUUGACAAAACCUGUUUAUAGUGAUAACUGGCAUUGCUAUUUGUUAUGGGGUUUGAAGCAGAGCUGUUUGUGGGUGGUCUCCCCGCCGCUGCCUUCUUUAUUUGAGAUUGGUCCUUCCAUUUCUGACUUAGUGGUGAAGGAACCUGUUGCGAAUUGCCUGGUGCUGGAGUUGCAUUUGUCUGAUCCCUUGCACAGAUCAAAAUGCAGCCCUCCAUCCUCUUUCAUCCUUCCAGAACUUGCAUCCUCUUACAUUGCUGAGAGGUUGAAAAGUCUCUCCAUCUUCCUAAACUUUAUUACUCUGAAUAUCUGAAGGGGAACUUUACUAUUAAAGUUUGAAAGCUGAAGGAGCCAGAGGCUGCUGAUUCAUCUCAGCAAGCCAAACUGGAAUGUGUAUGCUGUCCAAGUGCUUUCCAAAAUUUUUAUCUGCCUAGAUCAUCAUCCAGAGAUCCCAGAGCUUUGACAUCACUUUUGCAGCACAGGGGCUGAGCUUAUUUCAUUCUCUACCCUACCAUGCCAAAUAUCCAUGAUUUCCAAGGUCCUUGGGAAGAAAGCAUGGGCUGCUAUAAUGUUUGGGGGAUACCUUUCAUUGGCUUUGCUUUUGAAUGUAAACUCUCAGUGUUUCUAGCUUGAAAAAGGCAGCAGAGUACAGGAACAGGGUCUUGAAGGAGUUGAGGCUUAUGUGGAAAGGAUGGGCUGCUUCUCAAUACUGGGUUGGAGUGAUGUGUUGCUAUUUUUUUUCUUUUUGAUGCAAAGAGUAUUAUUCUGUCUUCUCAAGCAAAUGAGCCAGUAUUCACAUGCAUGGGAGGCAAGGAGAAACACACGGUUGAAUUGUAAUUCCUCCUGUGAUACUGGGAAGCUGUUUUCUGAAAGUAUCAGGGCCAUACCUUUAUUUCCCACCCCCCAAAACACAGACAAACAUACACUUUACAUUUGCACAUCAGUUUCCAGAGAAUAUCCUUUCUUCCAUAGGAAAUGUUAGCUUGUAAGAAACACAAGCUAGGCUUUGGGGAUAACAGGCAUACACUUUUUAUUGAUUUUUUUUCAAGAUUAUGUUCUUGUUCACCAUGUGCUUGGUUCCAUAACAUGUGUUUGACUGCCCAUGGAGGAGCAUUGCUGAAAAGUCCCAUGGGAAUUGGAAAUGAGAAACCUCCACAGAGAAUUUUUAUUUUUUGUUUGUUCAUUGCACAGCUGUUGAACAGGUUUAAUAAAGCUUUAUAAACUUUG